CCCCCCCUCUUUUGUCACUCAGGACUCUGGUAGCAGACAAAGGAGACUCCAUGGUCCAGUGUGCCGACUUCAGGAGCUGCCUGCCUACCCACGAUGCACCUGUGUCCUCGGGACCACUGGCUGUUAUGCAGGGACGCAACCUCAACGCCGGGCGGCUGGCGUCCCGCCUCUCCUCCACCCCCCACCACCUACAGCAGAGCAUGACGCUGGCCUUCCUGGAGAACCAGCUGACGUCGGCUCUGACGCUGCAGUCGGCGGCGGAAUACCGUCACUGGCUGCUCAUCUACGCCCGCUUCCUCGUCAGCGAAGGCUCUGAGAAUCGUCUCCGAGAACUCUGCAAGGAGCUGCUGGGUCCCGUCCACAAAUCAGCCGCCACGGCGUGGGAGCCCAGCACGCUGGGCCUGCGGAAGCGCGAGCUGCUGCGGGAGGUCUUACCCGUCAUGGUGGAGAACCUGAGGUUCCAGAGACUGUUCACCGAGUACCAGGACCAGCUGGAGCUGCUGCGCACCAAAUAACACACACACACACAGCUGGACUCAUCGUGAACUCUGACCCCUCGUGUCCUCAAUGGGGCGAAAUACAACAACACACACAAUGCUGCUGUUGUUGUUGUGAUGAACUUUGAGACAGUCGCUUCUCAGAGGGAAGAAGUGGUUGUUCUUCUUAUUUCAAUCUCACUUUGGGGUGAAAGAAUUAAAUCUCCAGGAUGUUGCUGAUUUAAUGAACGAGUUCAUCGCUCUGCAGAGUGGAUCCAACUUCAUCUGUACGGCCAUUUUUGUUCGUUUUUAAAUGUUUGUACAAGGCAAACUUUUUUUUCAACUUUCUAAAAGAACAGAAAUGUGCAGAACUUUUUCUUUCAAAGAAAUAAAGUAAACAAACAGUG
Gasterosteus aculeatus aculeatus (three-spined stickleback) is the source of this 883-nucleotide messenger RNA. The record is from RefSeq and is a predicted model, not a curated record. Lineage: Eukaryota; Metazoa; Chordata; Actinopteri; Perciformes; Gasterosteidae.